This is a messenger RNA of Xyrichtys novacula (pearly razorfish), 15319 nucleotides long. The record is from the annotation of a GenBank genome assembly. Lineage: Eukaryota; Metazoa; Chordata; Actinopteri; Labriformes; Labridae.
GCACUCACUCAGUCAGUCUCACACACAACACAAAGUUUGGAGGGCAGGCGAGGGCUGGUGGGAUACCGAUAGGAAGCGCAGAGGAAGAGGAAUAUCAAGCAUAAGCGAGAAUGAGAAACAACGUGGGAACUUGGGGGAGUUGGUUGAAGAGAAAGUGAAAUGCGCAUGGGCUAAUCAACAACGCCGGAGCGAGAGACUUUCAAUGGAAGUGAGUGAACCAGUAAAGCUGUGAGCGGAGUCAAAAGCGCAGAUUUGAGCAAAGGGGGGCUUUCGUGUGAUUCCUAUGACCGUGCUCGUAAAUCUGGAAAGUGCUGGCACACCGGGGGACUACACGAGCUCUCUGAAUAUGAAAGAGAAGAGUUUACACAAACUCCGAGAGAACAGUUAGGGGAUAUGAGCGCUCAUUCCUGGAUUUCGUUGCGAUAUUUUCCUCUCUCGAGUUCAGUUUUGCGUCUUUGGGGAUGUUUGCGAGUUGCAUCUGUGUGGCUUCAGCUCGGAUACUGACCCGGCUCUGCGCCCUGGUGCUGGUGGUCGCUGUUGGACUCGGUUCAGAGCUGCGGGUCCGGGUCCGGCUUUCGGACGGGCUGGUGACCGAGGAGGUGUUGGAGGCGGACAGUGAGAGGGACUCCAUAUCGCUCGAAUUCAAGCAGGGAGAUGGGACACUUAUCACUUUUGUGGCGGACUUCAAACAGGUGAGAGGUGGUGCUGUUUACUGCUUAAACUAAACGGUGGAGCCUUCAGGGGACAUUGUUCCCCACUUAGUCUGUCACUUUGACUAUAAAGAAGUGGAACAUACAGUUAGGAAGGCUCACAUAACUGUUUAAUGGUGAACUCUGCCUAAAUAAUAGGGCUGGGACAAUGUGCUUCUACGAUUUUUUGAUGCCGAUUCGAUUUAAAUUGCGAUUCUCCGAUAUUGUCGAUUUUAAGUCUGCAUCUUUAACACCAGGGGAACAGUUGAAUGAUUAUGAUUGUCUAAUGACUAUUUCAGGAACCAUAUUUCCCCCAACAAAUACACAUCACGUGUAAGUCAGUUUUUAAGAUUUAUUCUUAAAUUUAAAAAAAUAGUUUUUUGAAUAUUAAAAUUGAUUUAAAUAUUGAAAAAACAAAAAUUGCAAUACUUAUGCGAAUCAAUUUGUACCAAAUGAAGUUGUCCACUACAGCAAGACAGGGGGCCUAUUUGUGCUCCCCGAGGGAUCCCCAAUUAACCAUACCAUUUACUGUAUGUCCAAAAGUCUUUAAGUUAAUAUAAAAAGAAUAUCUGGGGUGUAGGUUGACAUGUAAAGGCAUCCUCUGUGCCAAAAUCCUCAUGACCUCGUUUCAAUCUUACCUCUAGACCUCCUGGAGCUCUCUCACGGACUGCUCAUGGUCCCCUGUCUUCACUUUGGGAACCUUAAUUUGAUUUAAAUUGACAACUGUUUUCCCUACACAGGGAUGCCUGGGCCUAAACACAUUAAAAAGGGUGUGUGAGUGAUUCACAUGACCUAAAUCCCUUGUUCUAAUAUAUGACCAAAUCAUGUUGUGUAAAACACUUUUCCCUUAUAGAUUCCUCCACAUUAUCACCCCUUAUAGAGAGAGAGAUCAACUCUAAAUCUUCUGUGGAGUUUGUCAAGAGUGAAAUGAAUACAGUGGUUUGCUGGCUCAUGCUACACGGUCGCCUCUGAUCAAAGAUGCAUGCUCAUCCAAAGCAUCCAAAAAGCCAAGAACUCUCAAAGCAGUUACUGUAACUCUCUCGUGAACUUAAGUAGAGCUCUUCAUUGAUCUUUUUCCAUCUCAGUGUGAGUUUCAGUGAGGUUAAGACAGCUGCAGCUCUUCAGAUGUGGAUGUCCAUAGACCCCAGUGGCCCUACUGCUCUUAGGGCCAGAGCUGAUCAUUAGCCGCCAUAUUUAGCAUUCUUCUAAAAGUAGACAAGCAGAUCGAGUGUCCCUCUCCAUGGUCAGUGCUUCAUCCAUACUUUUUCGGAAAGUUGACACUGUUUCACUUUUGACAAUGACUGCUCAGAGACACAUAAAUGUCAGAGCUGGAAGAAAAACCACAACUGUUAUGUGUAGAGUUGGUGGGUGUGGGUCGUGGUGGUGGUGGGGGCGCAGAGAGGCGCACAGAGCAAAGGCAUGUGUCUGUGAUGGUUGCUGUCACACAGAAGCUGACAGGCUGGCGAGAUGAGAAGGGGGAGAUUUACCAGGAUUAAGUGGGCAUGUCUGACCUUUUUGAUCUGCACGUCUGGUUCACUAACCAAAACAGCUAAUUUCAAGUUGAAAGAGAAGAGGCCGUCACCCCCAAUCAUUGGUGACAAACUGAUAUAAAGAGAUGUACACUGAUCUGUGAGAAGGCAGUCUGCCCUCUGCUCGGUGGUGCUGGAGCCUUUAUGUUGCUGCGUCCCCUCCUGCAUGCACAUAUGGUUCUGUUUAUUUGAAUAAAGCCAGCAGAACCUCUUAGAUCACUUAACUUUUCCGCUGCCUGAUUUAUCUCUUCAGUUGUAGGUCAGCCUCUCUGCCCCCCCCCCCUCUCUUUCUUUUUUCUCCCUCUCCUUCUCUGUCAGUCCCUUCUGCUCUCCUCUCAUUUCUUCUGCAUGUGGUUUUCAUUCAGCUCUUGUGCACUAUCUCCAAGAUUUAUGGAAAGUUGGAUGAGGUGUCACUUCCAGCUGCCAUGAAUAUACAGUCCAGCACGUGGGAAGUGGAGCGUUAUAACAGGGAUGUUAAACACCAGAGAUUUGUAAUUAAAAACACAGCCAAUGGCAGAUAGGUGCUGUGAAAGUCAAAGUAAAAUGUAGAAGGAUUAAUCACAGUCAGCCAUCAUAAGUCUGAAUAUUUUUGAUCCACUUACAUGCUUGAUUCCUCAGGGAUUGAGGUCUGUCAAAGCAGGAUAGUUAAAAAAGAGCUCUGUUAGUAAUCACCAGACUUUUUUCUUCUGCUUUGUGACUACGUGGCAAAGAUGUGAUGGCAAAUGUUAUAGCCAUCAGACACUAGCUGAGCAAGAAGGAAGUUUAGUCAACCUUAUACAGGACAUGAAUCACUGAGAAUCUGCUGUGAUUUCAGGAGGGUAAGGAUUGCUCUUCAGACAUAUGGAAAAUAUGAUGUGGUCUAACUCACCCCUCACACCUCUGUGUCAUGUCGAGUAAAUCUCAACAUGUAGAUAACAUUGCCUAUUAAGUUUUAACCUCAGCCGAAAUGUUCUGGUGUCAUUUUUAUGAAAGAGGCACAUCAUGGAAGAGAGUUUAUCACCCUCUGGUUAUUCUGUAAUUUCAUUUUUACAUUGCUUAACUGGCUUUUUGCAAGGUAGGAUAGGGGAUUUCUGGAACAAAAUCUCAAUAUUUCAUCCUAUCUGGUUUUACAGUGAUGUAUUUACAGCUCAAUCACCUCGAAAAUAUGUAAAAUUGCUCCAAUAUGUUGGCAGUUCCAUGUUAUCCUGAUGACAGCAUGCAAUUUUGCAACAUAAGAUCAACCUGAUGUGCUGUACAGCAUGUAGGAGACCACUCUUAAAUCAUGUGGGGGUUAACUUUCUGUACAAAUCUUUUUUUUUUCCUCCACUUUUGCAACAAUUUAUAGUGCAACACAGUCUGAGACCUUGAGCUAAACAUAAACCAUGUCAUGGAGUUUAAUCCGAGGGAAAUGUCUCACAUAUUUUGAAAGGCUAUUUUGGACUUCAUCCAGAUGCGUUAAGUUUGUAGGAAAGGGAAGAGUAGAGAAGCUCAUCAGUUUGUGCUCACUGUGUCCUGCUUUAAUGUCAAACUAGUGGGUUUGAUCACUGCAGGAAUGCGCGCCACCGUUGGCCUCUCAGAUGAGCACUGGAGGAGGGUUGUAGUCUCACAUGCGAUUGUGCAUGUUUUUGGUUCUCUUCCGACUUGGGCUUCAUAAACCUUGAACCUUGAUCUCCAAUUUAAACCUACAACCCCUUAAUACUGGUGCAAAACGAAGCACAAGUUUGGAUAAGGGCAGUAAAAGCGGACAUUUUCCAAGCUUGACUAUCAUUACCCUCUAUGCUUGCAUCAUACUGACGUUACUUUUAAUUGUCACAUGAUAAUUGGACGGAAACCAGGGGAUUUUUUGGGAAGGUACUCAAGGGCCUGAGUCACUGACAGUGUUUUUUUUGUUGUUGUUUUGGCAGUGCCCACAGCUUCAGAGUGCCUACUCAUGCUGUUUGAGAAGUUUACACAAGGCACACCCACUUCCCUGACCGUUAGGUCUGUUUUUAAUUGUUUUAUGCGCAAGGAAGUUAAUAAUUACAAAUGUAUGUAAGGAGAUUUUACAAAUGAAACACCAAAACAGUGUCUUUGCAAGAGCAGAUUAUACCCUUGAAACAGUAAAUCUAAAUAGUCUCUCAUCAGUCAUCCGUAGAUUUUGACUGAUCAAGGGAGAAGUGACACUUAUGACUCUGGGUUAGGUUGAUGUUUAAACAAAUAAACAACCUCAUUCUCUGUAGUCGUCAUUGGAAUUACUAGUCUUAUGUUGUGCCUAAGCAGUAACACAGCCUUGCCACUAGCCGAGCUGUGGCUCUGAAUGAUAGCGACUGCUUCUUACCCUUUGACAACAAGAACAUGAGUCGCUUAGGAGCAUCCCUGAUGAGCAUGGUGGUGGUCCACAAGGUUGGAAAUUUUUCCGUGGAGGGACUGUGAGGGCUCAGACAGAAACAGCUGGUAUGAGAGUGCUUGUGCACUUAAGAUGCUUGAAAGUUGACUUCACUGAUUACAUAUCUUCUAGCACAAUGAAGGUUGUUAAUGGACACAGGCCCUAACUAUGUCAUCAGAUUGGAGUGUUGACUGAUUUACUGUCACAUUGGACGCCCAUACUAACACUGGCACUGGUAUUGUUACAGGCAUAUUUAUCACUGGAGCUAAGACUGAACGUUUUUGAAAAGCAUGGAUGGAUCAAGACAUUAAACUUUGUUGCUCAGCAUUUUUCUGGGUCAGAAAGCCGAAAUUUGUCAGGGUAUGAAGAGACAGCAUGUGAGACCCCUUUCUGAGCAAAUAGGCCAAGGGAGCAACAGAUGUUCUUGGCCACUUGACACUCACUGCUUUACACUAGUAUGUUAAAUGGGUCUGCACUUUGUAAACAAUAGCACUGUGAUGAUAAAGAGCAUGUCAGCUGUUUUUAAUUGACAGAUCUUUAUUUCGUUUUGGCUCUAUUACAGAGGCUUGUCUUUCAUCCGGGGUAGUUUUUACCCUGAGGUUACAGCACUGUCGUGUAUGUUCUGAUUGUGUUCAAAGCACACAGGCUUCAUGGAUACACCCAAGCUGUAAGAAUGAGCUGGAGAUUCUUCACACACCCUCAUGUGCUAUGUCAAAAGCAGAAUGAGAAGGCAGGUUAGUUGGCCUUUCUAUGUGCCCUCCCCUUGGGGUAUACAGUGUCUGUUCUCACACAGCCUUCAGAAACUGUGUCAAACAUCAGGGGCUGUUAAAACGGAUUUGGGUUGAGGCAUUUAUGAGCUAUUGAACGAACUCAUUCGGCCCAGCGUGGGAGGCUUGUUAAGAACCCAUUUUGUCCUCCUUGUUUGUGGGAAAUUCUGUUGUUUGCCAAAUGAAACAACUGCAAGUCAGUGCAAUGCCGUCACCACAUUUUAUGCCUUGCUUCUUUUUUUUUUUUCUCCCCCUCUGGAUGCCACACCUUACCUCUGAAACACCAUCCCACUUUGUCACUUGCACAAACUUGUCAAGUCUUUGUAACAGGUAAGUGUCACCUGUUCUGGGAAAUGUUGUUGCUUCACAGACACUGUUUAGGGAGCAUUAUAGGGGCGCAGGGGUUUGCCUUUUAUACUGUUGUGAAAGGUCAGAGCGAGUCAUCUGCGAGUCAUUGAUAGAUACAAUCAGCUGUGGGAGUAGCUGUCCUGGAUGGAAUAAAAAUAAGACCAUCCUGCCAGAAAAGACUUGAGUUUUUCCUCCGUUACCGUGGUAAAUUCACAGGUGAUCCAACUUUUUUUAUUUUUUUAUGAGCAGCGCUGUAAAAACCCUUAACUCCUACACAGUUUCAGUCCUCACUGUAUAGUGCCUUUCUAUGUGGGCGAGAUAGUCUCACACUAUGAGGUCCUGUAAGGUCACUCUUCAAAAACUAGUGCACAGAUAACGUUUUAUAGCUGAGAUUAACUCUAAAUAUACAGCUCGUUAAUGUUUUUUUUUUUCCUGGCACCUUAUCCUACAAUAUGUGCAGGCUGUGGAUCUUUUCAGAGAUGAACCUAUAUGCUAAAAUCUUUUCUCCGAGCCCCUCUUUGUUCCCCACUGACUCCCAGUCCUGGAAAAAUAGCUUAUUCUGUGGCCUUGUCGUGGCCCUUCAAGGCCCCUACAUGGGCCCCCUUUGGCCUCUCAUGGCCCCUGUUGAUGUCUUUAUCCUUUAUCCUCCUCCCACAGGCAGGCCAGAUGUUCGUCUGUGGGGCUGUGAUAAAAGAAAAAAGGCUUUCCAUUCCCACAGAAGUGCAAGGAAAGAGGUCGCAGCAGAGAGUGACACAUCUUAAGAGCCUCUUUUAGUGAUCUGAGGCAGUGGACAGCAGUAGUUGCGGCCCACGUGGAGCAUAUUUUGAUAAUUUCAAGCUACCUCAGAGGUUUUAAGGUUGCAAAAACCAAACAAAGGGUUUACUCUGCCAAAACUUGUGUCCUGUUUUCCAUCCAGUGUCCUCAAAUGUCCUUUUGUCAAAUUAGUGGCUGCGUCCUUUCAGCGAGCCCAGUCUGGUUACUUUCAAAAUCUCAUUUAUCCACCUUGCUUGACUUCGCCUUGCAACCCAUGUGACAGUUCUCUCAGAUAUAUUACUUAGGCUGUAAAGAUCCACACCUGGGCAAAGUAUUGCAUCACCCUUUUUCUUGUCAAAUAAACAGCUCUUGUGUCAGUUUUCCGGUCAUGAAACACUGUCUCGUUUAAAAAGAAGCAAAAAUGUUGUAAUGAAGACAGGAUGGCUGUAACUUUUUCAAAACAUGUAGUAGAAAAUGACACCAGGUUGCUAUUACAGAAAAAAAAAAAUCCAAAUAUAUUCAUAGAAGUAAAAACAAAAGCAUGUUUGCGUGCCUUUUUAAAUGUCAUUAAAGAGCUUUCUGUGUGUCCCCUACAACAGGAUAUGAAAGCUGUGGGACAACGGUCAGAGGCUCAAUGGGACUAUAGCCAUCUCCAUUGUUUAUGCCUUAUCUAUCUGCCUCAUUUCCUUCCCUGUUAGCACCCACUGUUUGUCUCCAUCUCAUUUCCUGAAUGCAGGGUCUCCAUAAACAGUGGGGGUGUCUGGAUAAUUGUAUCCAGAUUCUCCAUGAAUCAAAAGUUCCCUCAUAGUAGCCGGGACAUAUUUUGCACAAGUUUUAAAGACUGCAUGUUGGAUGUUUGGAGGGCUGUUGUUUUUCUGCUUUUGUGUGUGUGAUACUGAAAUUGUUGGGAAAGUAAGUUACCUUCCAUUGUUCUGAAAAGAGAAGCCGUGAGGAACACCUUUCUUCUUCUUUCUUCCAUGGCCUGCAGUGUUUUUAUUGUCACCGCCACUGUUUACUAAUUGGCUAGCUCCCUUGGACAGCCAGGUGUGACCCAGCCUCAAAUGUGACUCCACAUUCCUGCCUUUGGAGACUGUGUAAUUAGCUUCAACUCAAGCAUUUCUCAGCACAGCAGCUUUUCUCCCGCUCCUUUUGUCCGUGUAAGUAAGUCUCACCCCUCUCUCCCUCUUUCUCCCAACAUGAUCUUUAAUCCCUGCCUACACCUGGGGCUUCUCUCUACCACAAAGGCAAAUAUCCUCCUCAACACCAAACAUGGUAGAUCUUUAUGUUGUCUUUAAGGAGGAGGGGCAGAAUGGUGAGAGACUUAGUGCAAACUCAGGCCAAUGACAUCCACUGGGAGACUCCACGAUAGACUUUGCAUUAGAACUGUAGAUCUUGGUGCUGUCAUGUUUUUAGAACUUUUUGCUUUAAUACUUUGAUUGAUGAUCUAAUUCCAGACCAACCCAAACACCCACACGGACCCACCAUGAUCCCAAAUGAAUCAUCAGAGCGUGGCUGACCAGCAGGCCUCCCCAGCCAGCCGUCAGCCUUAUCAACAGACAGGGUCUUAGAGGGGAUUGGAAAACAGGAAGAACCUCCCGCACAGGGAAUAGCUGCUGGCACACUGUUUGUGUUUUCGUGUGGGUCUGUGUGUGUGCGCGCGUGUGUGUACAUACAUUAGUGUGUGUUUAAAUGUCCACCCAUGCAUGCGAGUGUGAGUUGGCACACUUUGUACAAUCCUGCAGCAGAAGUCGUUUCACUCUGAUUUUCGAACAGCUUUAACUAAAGAACUUUAUUUUUGUCGUUCAGCUCUGGCCCCACACACAGCUCUCAUUUUCUCAGCCAGUGCAGCAGGUACAAGCUAAGUGAAAAGAAAGUAUUUGGUUAGCUGGCUUACAACUACAGUGACUGAGAAUGUGCACUGUAAAUGCCACCCUUUGACCGGCUGAAUAGGCUUUUGUGCACCUCUUAAAUAACCUGGCCCACCAAAGGUAACCUGCUAUGAAACAGCCCCCCACCUCUCCGCUGUUAAACAGGUCAUAGUGUGACCUGCUAGUCACUUUUCAUGAAUACAGACUUGUGUUUGGCUGUUGGCCACUGGUAGUUUGUCUCCAAAUGGACUAAGUCCCGGGUGUCGGGGAGCGAUGCUGUGGAAUCUGUACUUGUGUGGAUUAUUUAUAGCCUUGCUGACAUUUACAGGGCUCUGGUCGGGGAAAACUCAAGGCUACACUGUCCUUUGAUUAUGGUAUUACCCCGUCUUUUUCAAGACAGGGAAAUGUCACCCUUUUAAUUCUUAAUGUCCGCACCUGGUGAUUUUCUCUAAAUGUUGGUCUGCAGACCUUUAAUUUGAUUUAGGUCUGUGAAAAUGCACUUUUAGGUGGUGACUCAUUCUCCAGAUGUAGUCCUUACCUCUUACUCGUGAAUUUAAGUAGUCUUACUUCUAAUUUUCAGUCUCCAGGCUGCUGACUUGACUACCAUGACCUUAAAAUGAAUCCGUGUUUUUCUGCACAGAUGUGUCACUCGGCUUCACAUCAUCUGCUGAACCUGAACUUCUUUCAACAACAACAACUCAACACCUGUCUCUUUUAGUUCUCCUGAUUGUUUGUCAAGUUUUGCCGCGUCUAAACUUCUUUUAUAAAGAAUCUGCAUAAAUCACUGCCAAACACAUCUGCUAUGUGAGCUGAUCUUUUAUUUUACAAACAGGUAGCUGUUAUUUGCUCGGUACACAUUCUGUCCUGGUAUUUGAAUACGGCCUAUCAUCAAAACAACAGGUGUAAAACCCCCUUUAAUCACACGUCACAUGUGUUUCAUUCCUUUGCUGCAUUGUCUUUUAUUACUCUACACUUUACACAAACGAGUCAGUGUGUGCAUGUGCCAGUGCUGGUUUCAGGCAGGCAGAAGUGAGUCUCGUCUUGUCCAAACAAACAGCUAAAUCCAGCGGCUUCUGUCUGGACAGAGAUGUGGGGAUGAUGUCAUUCUCAAUACUCUCACUAUGAGAAGCCAUACUGAUUAUUAUUACCACGGGAGUAUCCAAACCACUAAGAUAUCAACACUGCUCUGUUAUUACUAUUGGAGGUGUCAGAAGAUAUAAUGAACUGAUUGCAGCCAAAACCUCAAUUGUCAGUUUUCCAACAAAGAUUUUCCAUGAAUGAUACAUCUGACUCCUGGGGGACAGGAUUUGUUUAUUAAUAAUGAUUUAAAAAAAGGGGGAUUAAGUUUAACUUCUGUAAAUAAAGCAGAUUGGAUUGGAUUGGAUAAGUUUGCUUUGUCCAGAAGGGCACAAACCAAGAAACAAAGAUCCCACAGGAGUUUUAAAUGGUUUAGCUUUUCUCACCUUAGCUUGCCUGCAAACAAGAGGAAAUGGCAACACUAGAUCCAGCACCCACCAGAACUUCUGUAUCUAACCUGAAUCAUGUUUGGCCUCAUUUGUUUAAACUUAAAGCUCAUAUAAGAAGUUUUUUUGACAUGAAUGAAACAGACUGAAUUUCAUGUUGAUGCUUUUUUAUGAUAUCCGAAAAUAUUUGAAGCCAUCAGGAACAAGACUGAGGAUUUUUAGAUCCGGAUUUCUAACGGCUGAAACUGGUGUGAGAGGGUAGGUGAUCACUCGAGAAGCGGAGGAAACAACCCUCUCUUUGUUUUAGUCCUCUUAACUGGACCCAACGCUUUCAUGAGUUGUUCUCAUGUUUUCAUGUUUACUUCUUCAUACGCAAAAUAAACCAGCAGCUACUUCAGCUGUUUGUACUUCAAUUACCAGCAAGUUUUACAUCUGUUGCUGUAUUUGUGUUUGAACUAUUGUGAUAGCACUGCAAACACAACAUAAUCCACGUAUUGAGGCACGUCAAAGACGGCCACAAGUUGUUAUUCCUGUUUCUGCUUCAGUAUUUUGGUGAGUCAGCUUACUUCCAUUUUUCAACACAAAGCUUAGCUCAUCUGCCACUGACUAUUUAGCAUACAUAUGUGAAAGGAGCGUUGUUAUCAGAAAAAAAGUUGUAACCAUAGUGAGCAAAGUUGCCCUCUUCUUGCCCCCUUUUGGCCUGACUCCAGAGCAGGGUAGCAGGAGUAGACAAUCAUUAAUGUGGAUAUAUAAUUAGACAAGAGGAGUAGGAGGAGGAGGAGAACUCAGCGUCUACCAUUCAGGAACAUGCAAAGAAGCCUAGUUGAUGGAGAAACCCUGCUUCUCUGUAAUUACCCAGAAAGCCCUGGGGCGAAUCUAUGUGCACAACAGGAAUACCUUCCCUCCUCUCUGUGCCUACACUUCCACAUGUACACACACAGCGUCCCCGCGUAGCGCCAUGUGUCUGCAGCAUGGGAGGUCUUGAAGUCGUGGCCUCUGCCUUUCUCUGUACUCGAGGGGGAAACAGCCUUUUUAGCCCCCUGCACUUUUGACAGUCUCUUUAAUCAUCCAUACUUUGUUCUUUUUUAGAAGAAAUACCAGAGCGCCGGGUCAUAAUCAGCAAAUUAACAUCUGAUCCUUUGGGGACUUGUUUUCAUACAACACUGAGAAAUCUGAGGUUAAUGUCACAUAAAACAUGUGAACCAGUAUUUGCUCAAAAAUGUGCUUUCCAAAGGCCAGAUAGUCUUGUGUGGUUGUUUUGUGUAAUUCACAUGCUUGUAUUGUACCCCUGCUAGGAGCUCUUUUUACAGACUAAAGUGGUUCCCCAGUAGAGGAACCAGCGAUCAUGCAAAGUAGUCUAUAAAGAGCCCUACUGAGUGUUACACUUCCAAAGCAAGGCUGCAUUGCUUCUGUGCCAGGGGGUUCACUGUUGCAUACAGGAAGUGGGACCAAAGAGCUUAGGGAGGACUCGAUUGGGUUAUCUCUGGCCUGUUUUAUCUGUCCCGGAGUUUCUCCUGCUUCUCCUCCACAGCCUGUUGGCUUCAGACGGCUGUGUGAAAAGCGGAGGAGGGGUGUUUUUGGGACUGCCUAUCUAUGAGCUGGAACCAAAGAGUGUAGUGGGGAGUGGGAUAGGGGGUUGUCUGUUGAAUUGGAAGACAGGUCUGGUGCUCUUUUCUCCCCACUGCUGGAGCUUCCCAUCAUGCUUUGCAUGCCCCCUCACACAACUCUCUAUGGCCUUGGGUUUGGCGCCAGAUCUCUCACACACUUGCCAACAGCAACAAGUUUUUUUUUUUCUGUGAACGCUCCACCAUCGCUGGUUUGCUACUCAUACAGUUCCACAUAAAACAGAGAGGUAAAAUGUGUCAUGAGGGGAGCUAUGAUUUAUGUGUCAGAAACAUGUAAAAGGAUUUAAUUUGAUAGUGCAAAAUAACCAGACAAUAAAAAAGAGUCAAUGAAGAGCAUGAGCAACAUAAACCUGUCUUUACUUUUAUCAGGCAGAGGUUUGAACGUCCAUAAGCUCCACAUAUUGAAUUACUCUGAGUGUCUUUGAUUAUUUGUUCUAAUCUGCACAUGCCGACACAUAUAAACAGUGAGUUAUUUCAGCCUCGCCUCAUGUGCAUUAACAAUGUCUUCUGGGAAUCAUCUGUUUAUCAUCUGAUGUCUUGCAGGAUGUGAAAAUAUUCCGAGCUCUGAUCCUCGGAGAGCUGGAGAGGGGGCAGAACCAGUACCAGGCACUGUGUUUCAUCUCACGCCUCAACCGCAAUGAGAUCAUCCCCAGCGAGUCCAUGGCGCGUCUCAGACAGGUACUGCACAGGCCACAGCUAAGCAGCAGUAAUGUCUAUUUUUUAUAUAAGCAUGUUGCAAUCUUGAACCUUCUUUUCUCCUCUUGGUGUAGAAAAACCCUCAGGCCAUUCGCCUGGCAGAAGAGCGGAGAGGACUGGAGCAGCUGACAAUGAGCGCAGCAGUCAAUCUAACUCAGGCCUGGCAGCUCAGCUCGCACAUCCACAACAUGUGCAGCGAGGCACGGGAGGCUAUCUACACCAGAGAGGCUGAUGUUAAACACUGGCUGGACAAAGGUCAGAGGUCACCUUAUCUUUGUUUAUCAUGAGGACUAUCAUAACUUCUGCUGUUGUUUUGAUCAUGAUGUCUACCCACUCCUCUACCCUCCUUCUCUCUGACACUUCCUAUCUCUAUCUCCCCUGUUUCUCUCACUUCAAGAACUUUUACUGCUUUAUCAUAGUGAUAUCACUCAUGUUUUAUCUUUGACUUAUUGGACCUCUGUUUGGUUGGUGGAAAAUAAGGGGAUAUCACCAGUGAAAGUUAUCCUCCAUCACUUCUACCAAAAAAACUUUUACUGUAAAAAGCCAACAGACUUCAAGAGGUCAAUAUUUCAACUUUAAGAUAGUCCGCACAUGCACGGUUAGAUCUGCCGUUAUCAACAAUCUUGGCAGGGAAUCAGCAUGAAAUUUGUCUUUCAUGUGAUCACAAACUUUUAUAAUUAGUAAAUUUAGUUUUUUUUUUUAUCACAAAUUGUGAGAUUACAGUCAAUCAGGCUGUUUGAAUCACAAAGCAUGUACUUUCACCUCCGUUGUCACAUGCUCAUUUGGAAGUUUACCUCUGCUAAAAACCUUUGUAUUGUUAUUGCUGGUGAGAUCAUUUAAUUCCUUUUAACAUCUGAGAUCUGAGCAGAGGUCUAACUCACCACUGGGCUUGUUCCUACGGAGGUUUCAAGUGUUGGCAUUCAAGAAUAUUUCAAAACUAUUAAAUGGGCGCGGUUCUCUUAAAUUUUGGAGAUUAUGAUUGCACAACCCUCACUCUUGGACGUACACCUGGAUUGAGAACAUAUAACUUUAAAUGAACUGUAGGCCCUUUUAAAGUUGGAUUAAGUAUGUACGUAGCAAUGAAGUCCACAUUACUGCAGCUGAGGAGAAUCCUUAUGACAGCAGUAUUGUCCACUGACAGCACUGUUGUGGAGGAAACAAUGUUGAUGGUCAUGCUUCACCAAGCACUCCGUACCAUUAUCAGCGGAUGGAAUCACAGUAGCAUCUCCUUUGCAUAACAAAGCUGCCCUUUUUACCGCACCAUCUCCUCUCUUUGGAGCCACUCUGUUCCCCCUCUCCAGUUCAAUUCAGACUCUAAUUGAGUGAAAUCACACAGAGAAUGAUAGCUGUCCUUUGUUUUUAACCCUCUGCUAAUAAUGCACCCUCUCAUGUCUGUGUCACAGGAGUGGAUGGCUCCAUAUUUGAGGUCCUGCCCCAAACGACAGAGGUUCCCAGCUUUCAGGCCUGUCACUCUACUAAAGACUUGUGGCAGCCGUGUCUCUGCACAUACAGUUUGCGUCUGGAGUGGUACCCGUGUCUACUGAAAUACUGCCGCAGCCGGGAUACCACAGGAAGAGGCUCGAACUACAAGUGUGGCAUAAAAAGCUGCAGCAAAGGCUACCAUUUCACUUACUACGUUCCCCAAAAACAGCUCUGUCUAUGGGACGAGGAGACCUAACAUUUGACUAAAAAGGAGAAAAACUGUUUUCCUCUUUCAGCCAAGCCAGUGUCUCCCCACCCAAGCAAUUCAAAGACAGCUCAGUAACAUUGGACCAGAGUUUAUAUGAUGCUCAGUGAAGCAGGUGGGGAGUUAAGGCAAGCAGAUGUUUAAGCUGAAGCAGAAAAAACAUUCAGGUUCAAAAUGAGACCAAAUCCUUAAGGAGGGUGAGACACAGCUCACCGUUCAAAGACUAUUCACUGACUUUAUGUGACUUUAACAAGAAGCUGUCACUCCUGUGCCUUUGUUACCCUGAGCAAUUAUUAGAGCAGAUGAUAACAACAAAAACCUCUCAAACAAGCUGCGAUGUACACCAAGCUGGACACUGCAUUUCUGGGCUGAAAAACACCAGCAGGGGAACAUCAAGAGUCUGCUUCUGAUCAGAAGAGCUGUACAAACAUGAUCUUUCAUUCUGGUGAAGGAUGAUAUGAACAGUUGAUUUUCUCUUUUUUCAUAUCUCUGAGAUGAACUGUUAAGAGCUGGCUUAAUACCACGUUUGUUCUACUAUAUAAGCUGGCCAACAACAAAAUUCCUCUCCAAUGCGGGCUUUAUUUAUUGAGUUGCAAAUUGAAAUUAUGGAGGAGUAUUUUUAUAUUUUUGUGACAUAUGACUCAGCCUAUCUUUUUGAGUUAAACAAGCUCUUAAAGUCACACGACUUCACCACAGGUCCUCAGUAACAAGACAGUUUUUGAUGUUGCUUUAAGGCUCAUCGUAACUUCAUGCUACUGCUCUGCCAAGUUUUCAAUAGUGUACAGACAGUGUGCAUAAGAAGUUGUACUAUUUUGUGAAAUUUGACAGUUUUUAUUUCCCGACCAGUAACCAUGGGGGGAAUCUUAUUGCUUACCAAUCAUGUCCACAGUCUGUUAAAAAGUUUCAAACCAAAGUCAGAGGAAAUACUGUUAAAGAAGGGUGUACUGUCACUCAAAGUGUGUUGCAGCGCCGCCUUUUCAAUAAUCUCUACUGCCAUCUGCUGGUUAAACAGUGUUCCUAAUGCUCUGUAUUAGCCAAAAGCCAAUGCAUUGGUUUUUGAUUUUUAUGUCAAUAGCUAAGAGUUUAUAAUUUAUACAUUUUGUAUCCCUGCCUGAUCAUGUUUUCAUGCAUAAGCGCUUCUUGAACUUGUGGGACCAAAUUUCAGUUUGUGUGUAUGUAAUCUAAGUAACAGGUUGAAGUAUAAUUUUGGUCUAUCUUACCUCCAUCUUCAUCUCAGUCUGGACUGCCAUGUCAAAUGUUCACUUUUUUUCUCUGUGUUUGUUUGUUUGUCCUGGUUACUAAAGAACCAAAUGAGUGAAACUUUCUAUUUGUGGCCUUUUCUGGUGAUCAAGUGCCUUAACAUUUCCACUGAUGUAUUUGCUUUGUAAUUAUAGGAUAGGUUCUUUAAAAUAUUUUUUUCUAUGAAAGAGUUCUGAUUUUGUCGCAAAAGUUUUCCACAAGGAGAAAUUGAAGCAAUUAGGCGAUGUACCUACAAUUCAAUAGUGCUGUUUUACAAACAUUGUUUCAAUAAAGUCUUUCUUUGCACUGCA